Molecule: messenger RNA, 1621 nt
Organism: Perca fluviatilis (European perch)
Lineage: Eukaryota; Metazoa; Chordata; Actinopteri; Perciformes; Percidae
Product: adenosine receptor A1-like
Exons: 1
Coding region: 521-1621 (366 amino acids)
Biological process (GO): vasodilation; adenylate cyclase-activating G protein-coupled receptor signaling pathway; G protein-coupled adenosine receptor signaling pathway
Cellular component (GO): membrane
Molecular function (GO): G protein-coupled adenosine receptor activity
Source: RefSeq, a predicted model, not a curated record
CACACACACACACACACACACACACACAAGCAGGUACAUGUCUUCACAAUCCCAGGUGUCAAUGUUGAUAUCAUCUACCCUGCCCUGACAAGACAUAUUCAUUAGCCUCCCCAUGAGAGCAGAAACACACGAGCACACACAUAUCAGUUAAUGACCAUCCAGUAGCAGUAGCAGUUUCUGUCUGAUCCUUUGGAGGGCAAAAAACCCCAGGACAAACAUCCCUUAUUAGUCAACUACUGAAAUCAAGACGGGAGAAGGGAAGUCUAUAUAUUAGCGUCCUCCAAAUUUGUUCAAACAGAAGUGUGCAUGUGCUCUUUAAUGUGUGUGCAGUAUCAGCAUGGCUGCUGUCAGAAUAACGACGAGGGAGUCAUACGUUUCUUGAGUAAGAACACAGUUUUAAAAAGAACCAUACGGCUGUAGAUUGGUGAGUAAUUUUACUGCUUUCUUGUAUUUCAACGACACACUGAGCAAUUAGGCUUAACUUCUAACUUCAAUCGGAUUUCUUUCUUUAGGGAGAACCAUGGAGAACACCACUGCACUGUUGACCCUCUACACUUCUCCUUUCCUGCAGCCUUUACAAGACUCCUGGACUCCUUCCUCCUCCAAUACCAACUCCUCUCUUACUUCGCCUCCGCCUGCUGACCUGGCGAUUUCCCCUAAUGUGGCGUACAUGGCGGCUGAGCUCGUCAUCGCCUUUCUCUCGACAGUCGGCAAUGUCCUGGUCUGUGCUGCCGUGGCCAUCAACCGCAAGUUACACACUGUCACCAACUACUUCCUGGUCUCGCUCGCAGUCGCUGACAUCUGUGUGGGCGUGAUUGCCAUCCCCUGUGCCAUCCUGACGGACAUUGGUUUACCACGUCACAGCCUCUACCUGUGUCUGCUCAUGCUGAGUGUUUUAAUAAUGUUCACCCAGAGCUCCAUCUUCAGCCUGCUGGCAGUGGCUGUGGAGCGCUACGUGGCCAUCUUCAUGCCAUUCCGCUACCAGGUCCUGAUGACGCCUCGCAACGCCGUGCUCGUGAUCCUGACCACGUGGCUGCUGGCCUUUAUCAUCGGGCUUGUGCCUCUGAUGGGCUGGUAUAAGACACCACCUGAAUCGGGCAACUGUUUCUUUGUCUUGGUGGUGGACAUGACCUACAUGGUCUAUUUCAACUUCUUUGCCUGUGUGCUGACACCCUUAGCGAUCAUGUUUCUCAUCUAUGCCCACAUUUUUGUCAUGGUCAAGCGGCAGGUAAGGCGCAUCGCAUCCGAGCAAAGUGGCAGAGGGGAGCGACAGACGAGAGCUGCAGCAAGCAUGCGCAGAGAGAUGAAGACUGCCACUACACUUUUUCUGGUUCUGUUCCUCUUCACAAUCUGCUGGAUCCCACUCCACAUCAUCAACUGCUUCCUGCUGCUCUGCCCACACUGCCCUGUGCCGCUGGAGCUUCUGCUCACUGCCAUCAUCCUGUCACACGCCAACUCUGCUGUCAACCCCUUCCUGUAUGCAUACACGAUGACAGCUUUCAGGGACACCUUUAAGGCAAUUUUCAUGUGCUGCGGGACGCUGCGAGACAGAGAGGCUUCAAAUGCAGCCAGCGGGGAUGAUAGAGACGGGGCGGCUGUUCGAAACGCACACCAGAGCUAA